ACUGGUCAAAUUGAGCCAAAAAUUCUCACAAAGGACAUAAGAACGUUCGGUGGACUCCGUGUUGGAAUUUCGAUAUCUAUUUGCGACUUUCAAGAAAAUGGUUCAAAGAUUUGGAGUGGUAAAUUUUCAGUCAUGGAACUCAAAGCAUGUGCUGGUGGGCGUUAUAUUGUAACAGCGGAGUCAGAUGCGAAUACUAUCAUAUUUGUAACAAAGCGGCCAGUUGGCUUUGAUAAUUUUGUUAUACAGAUCGAUCCACUCGAAGAUUUAACAGAUUUACCGGAACUUGAUUAUUGCCUUCUGGGACCUUCGACAGUUUUUACGCAAAAGCCUAAAGUUGGAGAGAAAAUUCAGGUCAAUGUAGGUGGAUUAUGGCAUGAUGUCAAAGUUACCGAAGUUAACGAUAAAGAUGUGAAAUAUGUAAACUGGUCGUCGACCGAAAAUUUGGAAGUUUCUGAGGAUGUUAUUUAUUUGGAAGAUUCUGAGGAUGUGAUUGGUUUUUCGGAUGAUAUGUACAUAACUGCUGAAAAAGGUGAAAGAAGAAACUGGUGCCCAUGGAAAGAUGGAAUAACAAAAUGGGACAUCAGACCUUAUCGCUGCCUCCACGUUGGUGAUCUUGUUGAGGCACCUGUAGUAUAUCCGGACUAUAAUUACUGUUACCAUAGUCUUGAGGAGUCGCAAUUAUAUCUUACAGCUCGUAUUAUUGAAGUUGAGG
Molecule: messenger RNA, 712 nt
Organism: Scutellospora calospora
Lineage: Eukaryota; Fungi; Glomeromycota; Glomeromycetes; Diversisporales; Gigasporaceae
Source: the annotation of a GenBank genome assembly